GGCAGCGCACAGGCGGCGGGCGGCAGCGCAGCGCAGAGCACCGCAGCGCGAUGGCCGUGGCCGUGGGCAGACCGGCGAACGAUGACCUCAGGAACCUGUCCCUGUCUGGCCACGUGGGCUUCGACAGCCUCCCGGACCAGCUGGUCAACAAGUCAACGUCUCAAGGCUUCUGCUUCAACAUCCUGUGCGUGGGUGAAACUGGCAUCGGCAAAUCAACGCUGAUGGACACUCUGUUCAACACCAAGUUCGAGAGCGAGCCUGCCACGCACAACGAGCCCGGCGUGAGGUUGAAAGCCCGGAGUUACGAGCUCCAGGAGAGCAACGUCCGUCUGAAGCUGACCAUUGUGGACACGGUGGGGUUUGGGGAUCAGAUCAACAAGGAUGACAGCUACAAGCCUAUAGUAGAAUACAUCGAUGCACAGUUCGAAGCCUACCUGCAGGAAGAGCUGAAGAUCAAGAGAUCCCUGUUCAACUACCACGACACGCGGAUCCACGCCUGCCUGUAUUUCAUUGCUCCCACCGGACACUCCCUCAAGUCCCUGGACUUGGUCACCAUGAAGAAGCUCGACAGUAAGGUGAACAUCAUCCCCAUUAUUGCCAAGGCUGACACCAUUGCAAAGAAUGAGUUGCACAAGUUCAAGAGUAAAAUCAUGAGCGAGCUGGUCAGCAACGGCGUCCAGAUCUACCAGUUCCCGACGGAUGAGGAGACGGUGGCCGAGAUCAAUGCCACCAUGAGUGUCCACCUUCCUUUUGCCGUGGUUGGCAGCACCGAAGAAGUGAAGAUCGGCAACAAGAUGGCCAAAGCCAGGCAGUACCCCUGGGGCGUCGUGCAGGUUGAAAAUGAGAACCACUGUGACUUCGUGAAGCUGCGGGAGAUGCUGAUCCGAGUGAACAUGGAGGACUUGAGGGAGCAGACGCACACCCGGCACUACGAGCUGUACAGGCGCUGCAAGCUGGAAGAGAUGGGGUUCAAGGACACGGAUCCGGACAGCAAGCCUUUCAGUCUCCAAGAGACCUACGAAGCAAAGAGGAAUGAAUUCCUGGGCGAGCUGCAGAAGAAGGAGGACGAGAUGAGGCAGAUGUUUGUCAUGAGGGUGAAGGAGAAGGAAGCAGAGUUGAAGGAAGCAGAGAAGGAUCUUCACGAAAAGUUUGACCAUCUAAAGAGGACUCACCAAGAAGAGAAGAAAAAAGUGGAAGACAAAAAGAAGGAACUUGAGGAAGAGCUGAACAACUUUCAAAAGAAGAAGGCAGCAGCUCAGCUAUUACAGUCACAGGCUCAGCAGGCAGGUUCUCAACAAACCAAGAAAGACAAGGACAAGAAAAAUGCAAGCUUCACAUAAAGCCUGUCGAGCCAAGGAUGUUCCUGCAUUCACCUGCUUUUGCAGUAAUGUGUCUCUGCCAUCUGUUUUCUUUUUAUAUUUUUUUUUCCAUUUUUUUAACACGAAUAACUAUUAACUCACCUAAUAACAUAGUGGGAACAAGAAGGAAGAGGGAUUGGGUGCAGAACUGUAUGAGUGGAAGUUCAGGGGUGGGUGGAGGGACCGAGAUAAUGAUGAUACCAUGUAUUCUUUCACCAAAACCAUCAGCAGUAAAUUAUUUUUGGCCCCCAGUCCGAACCAAGAGUCAGAGUUGGGUAUCAGCAGCUCCAGGUAUUGACUGGCUCAGGUGUCCUCAGUGCUGCUGGCUGCAGGAGCCCCUGGAUUCACCAGCCCCAGGGAAUGAGUUGUGUAGGAGUGAGCCCAGCCCAUGGCACGGCUCAAGCUGGAGUUGAGCCUGCUCCGCAUUUCUUCAGGAGCUGAUGAGUUACAGCAGCCCCAGUCCCUGCCGGGGAGAGGGAGGGGGGUGUGUGUAGAUAACCAAGUGUAACUGACCUUGCAUGCCAUGACAUUUGCAUGAUAAUUUGUAUUAGUUCCUGUUGUGUAUGGAAUAUUCUCUCCUUCCUGCUGUGUGCCCUGGCCAGGGCUGGGUUUGCUGGCCUGGUUCUCCAGCCUCCCUUCCAGCUCAGCGGAGCUCUGCGGCUGCCUCGGGGAGGGACCAUUCCCAGCACCGCUCUCCCUGCACCACUUGCCUCAAACCUUUGGGACCUCCCCUAAAAUCCUACCUGGUCUCCAACAGGCAGGGUCUUAGCAAGGCUUAGCAGCCCUUAUGGAAUUAGAUACCUGGGCAGGGGGAAGAUAGAGCCUUCAGCAUCCUCUUGGAGCUUCCAGGGGCGUUCCUGCACAAACUUCUAUACAGACUUCUUGCAAGGCUGUGGCAUCCAGAAUUCCAGGAGAGAAGGUGCCUGGACACAGUGGCUGUGCUGCCCCCCAAGCCCCCCUGCAGCAGGAAUAGUGUCCCAUUAGGUGUCCCUAGAACACACCAAGGAGAUGCAGGAUAAGCCAGGCCCCGCUCUCUGGCCAGCAGACGGUGCAAGUGGCUCUGUUCAAAGUGUUUUUUCCACACCACUGCUUGCAGACAGAGUCUUUCCCUUCCUUCCCAAGGAGCGGCGAGCCAUGCUUACCCUGUGACUCCUGGAUUUCUUCCUCUGCUCCUAGCUAGGCAGUCUUCUGUUGCCUUCUUUAAAGCCCUCUUAGACAAAACUCUUCCUUCCUGAGUCUCCCACUACAGCUGUUUGCCUGCUUCCAGAUGGAAUUUCUUUGGAGGAAAAAGAGAAGGCAGAAUUCUCAUGUUUUUUAAUCACUUUUUCCUCAAGUGUUGGAUUGAGAAGUGCUUGGAGGUGAGCUUAUGGGUUGUCUUGCUUUUUAACCCUCACUGCUUAAACAUGGCUUUAGGAAGAGGAUAUCUACGUACCAUGUCUUGGCAAUGGACAGCAAAAAUGGAUAAAUAAGCUGGAAAUUAAACAGUUGACCUUUUUAUCCUUUUUAAAUUUUUUUUAAAAAAAUUGUUACUAUUAUUAUUAUUUUGGUUUUUGUUGUUUGGGUUGGUUUUUUUUCCCCUUCUGGACUUGCCAGCUAUGCACUUUCCAUCAGGUUAAAUAGGUUUGCUGCAGGGUUGUUUGGAAAAAUGAAAUUCUGGUUCUUGUGGCUUCUGGCAAACCCAGCUUUAAAAUCUUGAGUUAUGAAGGAAGAAGUUUGAGUUGUUUGCAUGAGUUUUUUACAGUCACAUCACAUGCCCAUCACCGAGCGCUCGUGGCAAUAUGCUUUGCUUCAGCUGCCUCUGUGCGCGUCCUCUUUUUAAUUACCAGUGUUUUGUGCCAAGUAGAAAACUUAAUUUUAACAUUUAUUUCUCCUGCUUCAUUUAACAGCCCUUCAGGGGAUGUUUAGCAGGGGAAAUCAGCUGAGUUGAGCUUUUCCUUUUUGACAGAAAGCUGUGACCAAGUGCAUUAGUGUCUUUUUGGUUGAGCUUUUCUCCAGCAGAAAACAAGCCAUGUUGGAGGAACUGGGAAUAAACCACAAACUUGAAGAUGUCAAAGGUACUGUUUGGUUUUUUUGCCAAAGGACAUGGUAAUAACUUUUUUUUUUCCCAUCUCGAACCCCUGGGCCAUGUUUAGCUUGUUUCUGCUUCUCUUGUUGCUCUUCUUUGCCCGUGCCUUUUUUCACAGUAGCCCCUGAUGUGCAUGGAGCGAGUGACACACUCAGGUCUGGCUGGAUGUGCUUUCACCUUUGCAUGUAAGUACAGCAGGAGGAGACUGCCCCUUCCUGCCUCGCUCCUGACAGGAGACCAGCUGUGCUUUGCUGGGAGAUUCUCCAAGUCCACUUACUUGCAAGUGGGCUGGUACAAACUCCUCUAAAACUGCAUGUUCCUGACAAGGUGGAUUUCAGUCCUCAGGCUAAUACAAAGGAGCAGGAAAUCACGCUGGAAGAUGCUUUUUCUGGGAUGCUCAUGUUCCCAGGGCAUGAAGCAAACCCUCAGAAUGGAAGAGCAAAGACAAGCCAGGUCCUUGUGAGGGGCUGUGGCUGCCCUGUAGAGAGGAGGCACACGUGGGUCUGGCAGGCAGUGGGAAAGCAGGAGAUGGGUAAGGGUUCGCUACCCCAGAACCCUCUGGGGGUCACACAGUCCCUUUCAGGCAGGGCAGUGGGUAGGAAGGUGCCCCUGGAGCUCGUGGUUGUGAAAUGCAUCAUCUUGAAAUGCAUCUCCUGUGGUGCUCCAGGAGCGGGGAAAGCAGGCACUGGCGCCCACCCCGGGCUCCUCUCCAGCUGGAGAGCUGCCACUCCCGUCACCCCCUCCGUGUGCUUCUGACAGCUUGAAAUCCCAGCAGGGAGAUGGUGUCUCCCUGGGAGUACAUCCAUGUUAAACAGGACCGAUGUUUCUGCAGGCAGCUCUCCUUCUGCUUCUCCCAACCCGUCCAAGUGCAGAUGGAAAUGUCUUUUUGUGUGUGACCACAUCAGAUCUGUCCACUUGACCCCGGUCCCCCUUCGUGUCCCUUCUCCGAGGGCCCGGGCUGCACGUGCAGGGUGUGAUAUCUGCGGUGCUCUCGCCGGCGCGUGCCAGCUCGGAGCUCUUCACAUAUGAAGGGUUUUUUUAAUUAACGGGAAACAAAGCUGUGAACAGCGGUAGAAAUCUUGUAUUUUUAAUAUCCUGAUUGCCUUAAACCAUAGAUGUAGGACUUUAUUACCUUGCUAUUGGAAAGUAACCCAUGUUUGUAACUGAACAAUUGUGUAACCUACAUACAGUGUUAAUGCAAAUGAUAUGUAUGCAUCUGUUAGAUAUUGUCACUUUAUUUGAUGUUAAAAUAUUUCAGUUUUUGAAUUACAGAUGGAAUAAUAACCUUAUAGCAUAAGCUCAGUUAUUUCUUGUAUAUGCUUCAGGUUACAGAUCCAAAUAGUGCCAACACUUGAAGUGGGGAGAGGAAAUAUAU
Pseudopodoces humilis (Tibetan ground-tit) is the source of this 4798-nucleotide messenger RNA. RefSeq names its product septin 11 (gene SEPTIN11). Gene Ontology annotation, molecular function: GTP binding. The record is from RefSeq and is a predicted model, not a curated record. Lineage: Eukaryota; Metazoa; Chordata; Aves; Passeriformes; Paridae.